GAAGAAGAGCAGCCGUUGACGGGCACAAAGUAGCAGGACGAUCUGACCAUCGCUAGGCGACAUUGCGAGAACCUGUGUUCUUCUCCCCGUCCUCGUUUUCUGUUCUUUAACCGGCCUCCUCGGGCGGUCAAUCGCCCCCUCCCUUUCCCCCUCAUCAGAACCUGCGUCGUCCACAAUGAGUUCAGAAGGGAAUUCGCAAUCGAGGAUAGAGCUCUUUGAAUCUGCCUUGACACUCCCAUCAGAUUCCGAGACCUACGCGGCAAAUAACGGACUUUCCCCGUCACCCGAGCCUUCCUCCAACUCCGUGGUUGUCUACCAACCACCAACGAUAUGGCGCUUUUUACGGAGUGCAGCAAUCAACCUGCUUCUUCCCUUUAUUAACGGCUUGAUGUUGGGAUUCGGGGAGCUAUUUGCACACGAAGCUGCAUUCCGACUCGGCUGGUCCAAUACCAAGGUCUUUCCCACGCACAGAAGGUCAAGGCCCGCGGGCGCUGGGAUCGAAUCUCCGGAAUCUUCUCGCCAAAGGCGAUCCCGGAGUGUAUUCAGUUUACAAGAUAUGGCAUCGCUCGAAUGAAUCCGCAUUGAUGGAAGUCCUGGCAAGUCUCCGACGUGAGACGGCGCGACACCUGAAUUUGAAGCCCAGAACUACAUGGAUUUCCUCAGUGUACAUACAUACAUACUUCCAUCUAGCUCACUGGUAUCUGUUUUAGCAUAAAUCAGGGCGGCGAAUGGCGUUGGACAUUUACAUCAUGUCCCAUCCCUCAUUGGUCUUAAAUUUCUUUCCCCAAAGCUACAUGGAAGUCUUUUGCAUAAACCAGGGAGAAGAAUAGGAAUACAUGGAAUUAACCA
Messenger RNA from Coccidioides immitis RS, 849 nucleotides. Its product is annotated as mitochondrial import protein 1. Gene Ontology annotation, biological process: protein insertion into mitochondrial outer membrane; mitochondrial outer membrane translocase complex assembly. The record is from RefSeq and is a predicted model, not a curated record. The transcript has 2 exons. The coding region runs from base 176 to 574 and encodes 132 amino acids. Lineage: Eukaryota; Fungi; Ascomycota; Eurotiomycetes; Onygenales; Onygenaceae. Gene Ontology annotation, cellular component: mitochondrial outer membrane.